UUCUGUACAACCCCCCACGCCACCAAAGGCCAAGGGCUCUUCCCGCAUUCCGCCGCCCCUUCGCCACCACCAAGGGGCUCUUCCCAUACUCCGCCGCCCCUUCGCCACCACCAAGACACAACUUUGCAUAUAUCCCUCCCCAAAUUGGACUCCUCAUAUUGCUUACUCGAAACUAAUCAAAACCCUUCACAAACCCCUCAAUGGCCGCCGCCGCCGCCUCGCCGGCGAGAUUCUAUGGUGUUAACAUCAGCUCGUUCGCGAAAUCUACUCCCCGCUCUUCCAUUCGAUGUCACAAUUUCUUCGUUGCACUAAGCCCCUCCUCUCCGUCUCCAUUCACUGAGAGCACCUCUACAAAGCGAUAUCGGAGAGACAGCUGGGCAUACGGCUCCGCUGACCUAGCGGCCCGCUUUUCGUCUUCGCCGCUUUGUGACAAGGAGAACGAAAUUGCUCUCCAGCUCCCCGAGCUCAAGCGACUCCUAGAGACCCUUAAAGCCGCCAAAAAGUCAUGCAGCGAUGGCGGAGGAGGAGGAGGAGGGCGGCCAGGGAGCGUGGUGCUGGUCGGAACCGGGCCUGGAGACCCAGAGCUACUGACCCUCAAGGCGGUUUGGGCUAUAGAGCGUGCUGAUCUCAUUCUCUACGACCGCCUCGUCUCCAACGAUGUACUGAGUCUAGUUGGAGGGAACGCUAGGCUUCUCUACGUUGGCAAGACUGCCGGGUAUCACAGCCGGACGCAGGAGGAGAUUCAUGAAUUGCUGCUUAAUUUUGCUGAGGCUGGUGCAAAUGUCGUGAGGUUGAAAGGAGGGGAUCCUUUGGUGUUUGGCAGAGGUGGAGAGGAGAUGGAUUUUUUGCAACGGCAGGGAAUAGAAGUUAAAGUUAUUCCAGGGAUAACUUCUGCUUCUGGAAUAGCAGCAGAGCUUGGGAUCCCAUUGACACAUAGAGGCAUUUCAAAUAGCGUUAGAUUCUUGACUGGGCACUCAAGGAAUGGUGGUACUGAUCCCUUAUAUGUGGCGGAGAAUGCUGCAGACCCUGAAUCAACUUUGGUUAUCUACAUGGGCUUGUCUACUCUUCCUGGCCUUGCCUCAAAGUUAAUGAAGCAUGGCUUGUCACCUAAGACGCCAGCCGUUGCUGUAGAGCGAGGGACCACUCCUCAACAACAAACAGUGUUUGCCGAGUUAGAGAAACUUGUCUCUGAAGUGAAAUUAGCCAAUUUAGUUUCUCCAACUUUGAUCAUAAUUGGUCAGGUGGUCGCCCUGUCCCCUCUCUGGCCUCGAUCCUCUGAAGAACAAUCAGAGUUGCAGAUGAGGCAAUCAUGCAGCACACGCCAGUAGCUACAAAUUUUUUUUUUCAGUGAAUCCUUCCAUUGCCUCAGAGAUGAAAGAUAUUUUCUUUUUAUCAUGAUUUAAUUCUGCGGCACAAGGCAACACUAUGGCUUCCUUUGGGACGGCUUUAUUACUGCUUCUUAAAGUUGUUUUCUAGUAUAAAAAUUUAAAUUUUUUGUACUAAAAAGCUGCUUUAAGAUGCAAAAAGAAAGCGGUCCCAAACGAACUAAUUUUAAGGUUGAGAAGUGGUUUAUUAUUUGGCAGGCUCAUCACAUCACCUCUGCUGUUCAUGCUAGUUUUGUAGCAGGUGCAUAAAUGGGUUUGUUUAGUCCCAAAAUUUUCAUGUAGAAAUUUCUUUUCCACUCCGCCUGAGUUGAAGUUGCAAUCCCUCCAAGCAGUUUGCUUGUGUUUACUGGAACUUGGGUCAUAUUGAUCAAAUUGUUGUACUUGUCACUGUGAUUCUCUCGUGUUCUGACUUGAAUUAUGCUGAUUGCUUCUAUAGAAAUAUCAUCAAAAUAAUCGUCAUUUA
Messenger RNA from Dendrobium catenatum, 1848 nucleotides. Its product is annotated as uroporphyrinogen-III C-methyltransferase. Gene Ontology annotation, molecular function: uroporphyrin-III C-methyltransferase activity. The record is from RefSeq and is a predicted model, not a curated record. NCBI's taxonomy places the organism in Eukaryota, Viridiplantae, Streptophyta, Magnoliopsida, Asparagales, Orchidaceae. Gene Ontology annotation, biological process: siroheme biosynthetic process. The coding region runs from base 201 to 1328 and encodes 375 amino acids. The transcript has 6 exons.